Mesorhabditis belari is the source of this 2478-nucleotide messenger RNA. The record is from the annotation of a GenBank genome assembly. NCBI's taxonomy places the organism in Eukaryota, Metazoa, Nematoda, Chromadorea, Rhabditida, Rhabditidae.
AUGAGCAAAGAUGGUCCUCAGGCAGCAGCCAUGCAAACAGCGCAGAGGGCGAUAGAGUUUGAUCACGCACAGAGAUAUGAAGAGGCCAUUUAUUUUUACGCCGAAGCUACUCGCAAAAUUCUGGAACUGCUAGGCCAAAAGAAAAUACUCCCAAUUUUGCGAAAAAAUGCACAAGAAUACGUCGAAAGAGCGGAGUUUUUAAAAAAAGAACUUCCAAGGCUUCAAGCCGAACGUGCGUCUAAGCUUCCACCACAACAGCUUCUUUACGAGCAAGCGGAAUUUACCAUGAUGAAGGCGGUUGAUAUAGAUGAACGAGGGGAGUCAGUACAUGCAAUGAGUCUCUACAAAGAAGCCAUUCAAAUGUGCUUGAACAUGAGCCGAUCAAAUGGAAUUGAAGAUUCUUUAAAGGAAAAGUUGCGUAAGGUAGCUGGUGAAGCUCUUGAACGCGCCGAGCAUUUGCAAUUUGCAGUUGAUUCGAAGUUGCAGAAAGAAAAUGAUGAAGCACAACGUCUAAGUCUUUUACUCCCCGCGGCUCUAUCUUCUGAGCUCGUUCUAUCUGAGAUGCACCUUGACGAUCGAGCUCCAUCUGGGCGUGGUACUCCAUCUGGCGGCCCAUCUCCAACGCCCAAUAGAAAGAAUGACGAAGGAUUGUCGAAGGAGGAACUCGCAGUACUUGCGGUUACUUCUCGCAUCAACGGGCGCAGUUACGUGCCAUUUCUUUCCCAAGACCUCCGCGAGCAAUUUCAUUUCACUCUGCCAUUUACGGAUAAACACGGCAAACUUGCCUUAACGGAAAAACAAGUCAAACGAUUAAAAGGAUGGGCUCGUGCCUCAGAAAUCAUCAAAGAACCUACGGUAAUCAAAAGGAUUGACAGUGGAACUAUCAAACAGACUGUGAUUUCCGAUUGUUCUUUUGUGGCAUCGCUUGCGAUAGCCGCUCGAUAUGAAAGGAGAUUUGGCAAACAAUUGGUUACAAGUGUUAUCUAUCCCCAGGAUCGACGAAAACAACCCAUUUAUAAUGAAAGCGGAAAAUAUAUGGUUAAACUUCAUAUUAAUGGCGUUUGGAGGAAGGUUAUCAUUGACGAUUGCUUUCCGAUCGGUGAAAAUAACCAACUUUUAUGUUCCUACAGUCAACAAGAAGAACUAUGGGUUAGUCUUUUGGAGAAAGCUUACAUGAAAGUGAUGGGUGGAUACGAUUUUCCUGGAAGCAAUUCGAAUAUUGAUCUUCAUGCAUUAACUGGUUGGAUACCCGAACGAGUUCCUAUUAAAAAGGAUUCGAAGGAAUUCGAUCCUGACAAACUCUUCGAGAAGCUAUUGCAGAGGUUUCAUCAGGGUGAUUGCUUAAUCACGCUGGCUACAGGGAAAUUGGAUGAAGCUACUUGUUCACGUGCUGGUCUUGUUGAUAGUCAUGCCUAUGCCGUUCUUGAUCUGAGAAAAUUUCAGGGAAAACGGCUUUUAAUGGUUAAAAACCCGUGGACGCAUUUGCGUUGGAAAGGACGCUUCAGUGAAAAUGAUGAAACAAGUUGGACUCCCGAGCUGUGUAAAGCUUUGGAUUUUGAUCCGAGCAAAGCAAAAGAACGGGAUGAUGGUGUAUUUUGGAUUGACUACGAAUCGGUCAUGAGUUUCUUUGACGUGUUUUAUGUAAACUGGAACCCUGGACUAUUCCCAUACACAUAUGGAUUACACAGUCAGUGGAAUGCCUGUGCGGGACCCAUAAAGGACCUUUUUUCAGUGGCGUCAAAUCCUCAAUAUUCGUUGGAGGUCCGGAAUAAAGGCCCGGCUCCAGUUUGGAUUUUAUUGACGAGACAUAUUACCGAAAUCGCUGAUUUUGCCAACAAUAAAGAGUUUAUAACUGUGAUGGUCUACGAAGGAGGAAAGAAAGUAUACAUUCCGUUUGACCCAAAGCCUUUAUAUGAUGGUGUUCGAAUUAACAGUCCUCACUAUUUAUGUCAGAUGCUGCUCACUGAACCUGGACCGAAAAGAUUCACUUUAGUAGUUGCUCAGUAUGAAAAAUCUACAACUAUCUUCUACACACUUCGCGUGUAUUCUACAGCGGAAUUUACUCUUGCUCCAAUAAAACUUCCAUACAAGUUUAAAAAGACGGAAACUGGGAAAUGGGAAGGAAAAACGGCUGGUGGAUGUGGUAAUGGAACUUCUCGGGAGACGGUUGAAAAUAAUCCCAUUUUCCAUAUUUCUACUGAAAACCACAGUGACGAGAAUAUGCUGUUUUUGGAGCUUAAGGGUCCUAAACAAUAUUCCAUUGGCUUUGAUCUAUGGGCAGUAUCCACAGCGAGAGAAUACAAAGAGUUCAAUCGAAUAUCAUCGGGUGCUUACAGGCCUGGAUAUACGGUAUUGACGGUUGAACGAUUACCAGCUGGAGUGUUCGCCGUACGUCCAGCGACUUUCCUGUCUAACCAAGAAGGUCCUUUCAUUUUAACAAUUGAGGCUUCGUGUAACUUUUCCAUCAAAAGAAUUCAG